AUGGGCAUCCACUCCAUCUUGCGCCAGGCGCGCGCGCAGGGCUGGCGGGACGACACGGUCGAGUACGCCAUUUUCCCCGACCCGGGUUCCUUCGAGCUGCCGCCCCCCGCGCCGGUUCAGGCGGCGGAGAGCGACGAGGCGGUACGGCGCGGGCUGGAGGCGCUGCGCGUGGCGUGCCUCGACAUCGCGGCGAGGCACGCGGGCGACAUGCGGUGGAACCGCGACCCCUUCCAGCUCUGGCCCGCGCCGCCCCUCGCGCGAGACGCGGCGGAGCAGGCGGUGCGCGGCGUUGAGGGGGAGGGGGAGGAGGAUCCGCCGUUCCGAUGGCGCGACAGGGACGACGACGUGGCUUGGGGUCUGCAGGAUGACGACGAGGAGGGGGACGAGGGGGAGGGGGAUGAGGGGGAGAAGGCGGACAGUGCAGGAGGAGCGGAUAAGCGUGGGGGGGAGCGGGGGCAGGUGAGCGUGCCGGCGCACCUAUACGGGCGCACGCAGUACGGCGCGAGUGUGGAGGACGAGUGGGUGGUGGUGUGGCUGCUGCUGCGCAUCUCCGCCUGCCUGCCCUUCCUCUCCAUCCGAGUGCGCGACGGUGAUGGGGACUUUGUGCUCAUCGAGGCGGCCACGGUGCUGCCCAAGUGGGUGGCGCCCUCCUGUGCGCGCAACCGCCUCCUCCUGCGCCAGGGUCGCCUGCAUCUGGUGCAUCCGCGUCUGCGCCGCCCGCCCUACCGCCCCGCCGCGCUGCACACCGCACUGGCCGCCGUGCGCAGUGCCGACGAGCCCACGGAAGCUUCUGAGAAGAUUCAUCGCGCCGUGAUGAGCCGCCUGGAAGGGCUCCCAGGCUCUGCGCUGGCAGCUGUGCACACCGCCAGGUGUCGCCUUCCCAUUCGUGCAGCACAGGUCAGUGCACGUGCCCCCGCCCAGUCAGCACGCCCCCACUCUCCCCCACUCCGCUCUGCGCCCCUGUUGCUGAUCCAUCUUUGCUUCUCCCCACCUUCUCCCCCUUUCUACCCACCCCCCCAGGCAGUGCAGCAGGACCCGUACCUGGCCACCCUGGCAGCCCACGCCUUCCUCAACAGGGACCAUGCCGCCUCCUCCCCCUCCCACACACCCUCUCCCUCCCGCCACCCCUCGCAGCCCCUCCCCCUCUUCCUCCCCCACACCUCCUGCCCCUGCGCCCUCGCAUCCUCCCGGCCCCCUGCGCCCCCCACCACAUCCGCCAACGCCCCCCCCAUUGCUCCCCCCCCUGCGCCCUGCCCACCCCCCUGUGUGGCGGUGGUGGACGUGAUGGUGGGGCUCCCCCGCGCCUGCUACGCGCAGCUCGCGCUGCUGCCCUUCUCCCCCUUACGCGCCUUCCCCCUGCCCUUCCCCUCCGACCCCCUCUAUCCCGCCGCCCUGCUUGGCUGCAAGCUCGCCCUCGGCCUGCACCUGCUCUCGCAGGGGGUGGGCCGGGGGACAGGAGGGAGGGGCAAGAGCAAGGGUGGCGGUGAGGGGAAAGGGGAGAGGGAGAGCGCGAGAGGGGAGGGUGGGGAAGGGGGUGUGGAGGGAGCAGGGGAGAGCAGGGAAGUGCAGGUGUGCGAGUGUGAUAAGGUGGUGGUGCCGGCAGGGAUGGCAGGGGGUGAGGGCGAGGGAGCGGGCGGUGGGGGCAGGGGGAGGGCAGAGCUGUGCCAGUGGAGCGACCUGUUGCUGUGCCUCACACACGCAGGGCUCUUCCAUUCCGCCCACCCGCCCUCUGCUCCCUCCAACCCUGCCGCUGCUGCCGCUGGGGCUGCUGUGGGGGCCGAGGAGCAGGGGACGAGUGGGGCAGUGGGGGAGGAGCGGAGAAGGGCAAUAGAGAAGGAGAUGGAGAAGCGGUUCAGAGCGGUGCAGCGGUUUGCACAGCUCAGCGCCACAGCGGCUGAGCCAGCGGCGCGCAUCUACUCUGUGCUGGCGGGGCAACCUGCGCCGCACCCGUCGGCCUUCUCACGGGCAGCGCUGCGAGCGGACGACAGCGAGCGGUGGAUGGGCGACGCCGUGCGAGCCAUGGAGGCGCGCCUGGGCAACCAGCAGGCGGAGGGGCGGGGGGGGGGCAGGCGCAAGGGGGGGCGUGAAAAGGAGGGAGCUGGGGUGGGGGGAAGGAGGAGGGAAGGGAAGAUUGGCAAGGCGGGGAGGAGGGAGGGAGAGGAGGUGCAGGGAGAGGAGGAGGCGGGACAGUUGUUGGAGCGACUGAAGCGAUUCAUGUCUGGCGUUUCUGGGUUUGAGGGCGUGGAGGCCGAGGAGGGUGGUGAUGGCAGUGAUGGGGGCGAGGGUGAGGGGGGCGAGAGUGAGGGGGGCGAGAGUGGGAGAGGGGGGAGUGGUGAGGAGGAGGAGAGUGGUGGCGGGGGGUGGAACGAAGGGGAGGAGAGUGGUGAGAGUGAUGAGGAGGAGCAAGAGGAGAGGGAGGAAGUGCAGCGGGUGAGUGUGGAGGGUGGUGUGGGAUUGCAGGAAGAGGAGGAGGAUGGUGACGAGGAUGGCGGGGAGGUGGUGAUGGGGCGGGAGAAGCUGAGGGAGUUUGAGAGGUUUAUGGAGGAGUUGGAGGGGGUGAUGGAGCGGUACAGCGAGGAGGAGGUGAAGGGGUUCCGAGGCGAUGGCAGCUCGGAGGGCGACGAGGACGACGCCAGCGAGUCCGCCUUCUUCUCAGAGCCGGGCAGUGACAGCGACUGGGAGGAUGUCAGUGACGCGGGCAGCCAGGGGGGCGAGGGCGAGGAGCAGGAGGAGGAGGAGGGUGAGAGCAAGGGGCCUAUCUCGGGGCCAUUGGUGCUGGGCGGUGGUGGCAGGGGCAGUGGAGGUGCAGGCAGGGGUGCAGGCCGGGGUGCAGGCAGGGGUGAGAGUGGGCCGGGUGAGGGCAGUGGGCCGGGUGAGGGCAGUGGGCCGGGCCGGGCAGGGGCGGGUGCAGCAGCAGCAGGAGAGGGGAAGGAAGCGGAGGAAGGGGAGGAGGCACGGCGGGUGGUGGGCAGCCUGCAGAUGGCGGCGCGCCUUCAGGGGGGGCUGCCGGGGCCAGCUGCACUGCUGCUGGACGCUGUUAGGGGGGAUGCCGGGGUGAAGCGGGGCAGAGGGGGGAAGGGGAAGGCUAGAGGUAAAGGGAGGAGAUGA
Closterium sp. NIES-65 is the source of this 3108-nucleotide messenger RNA. NCBI's taxonomy places the organism in Eukaryota, Viridiplantae, Streptophyta, Zygnematophyceae, Desmidiales, Closteriaceae. The record is from the annotation of a GenBank genome assembly.